AUGCCAUCCUUGUUUUCAACAGGAGCGAAGGUUAGAGUUGAGUGCAAGUCGAGAUCUACUGGGGCCCAGACAUGCAGCUUCGAGGGUCACACCGACCACACCGGUACCUACAACAUUCCUGUGGCCGACGAGCAUGAGCACGAGCUCUGUGAGUCUGUCCUCAUCAGCAGCCCAGACACGGCGUGUGCCAAGACAGUUGCUGGGCGGGAGAGGGCCCCUGUCUUCCUCAACAACAACAACGGCGUCGCGUCCAACGUCCGGUUGGCGAAUGCUCUGGGGUUCGAGAAGGACACCCCUCUGGCUGCAUGCACGCAGAUCCUCAAGAUGUAUGAGGAGGUCGACGACCGUGUCUGA
This is a messenger RNA of Triticum turgidum subsp. durum (durum wheat), 354 nucleotides long. The record is from the annotation of a GenBank genome assembly. Lineage: Eukaryota; Viridiplantae; Streptophyta; Magnoliopsida; Poales; Poaceae.